Messenger RNA from Suhomyces tanzawaensis NRRL Y-17324, 2286 nucleotides. It is a transcript of the gene TIP20, whose product is annotated as Tip20p. The transcript has a single exon. Gene Ontology annotation, biological process: regulation of ER to Golgi vesicle-mediated transport; endoplasmic reticulum to Golgi vesicle-mediated transport; retrograde vesicle-mediated transport, Golgi to endoplasmic reticulum. Lineage: Eukaryota; Fungi; Ascomycota; Pichiomycetes; Serinales; Debaryomycetaceae. Bases 1 to 2286 code for a protein of 761 amino acids. The record is from RefSeq and is a predicted model, not a curated record. Gene Ontology annotation, cellular component: Dsl1/NZR complex.
AUGUCGGACUACAUCAACAGCCAUGUCACCGAAAUAGAAGACUUGAGCGAAUUGUCCCUUCGGAUCGCAGAACUCGAGCAAUUGAAGCAGAGAAUCGCUGCCACGGCCCAGUCCAAAGUCACCACCGACGACACCCACAACGACUUGGAUUCGGCCCACGCUGAAUCGUGCGCCCACAAGAUCACCAGCGUGUUGAGCUAUGCGUUGGAUGAGGGAAAUCACCACGAACUUCUUGCCAAUUUGGAGGGUUUGAAGCAGGAGUUCGGACACUUGGAAGUGAUCCGCCAGUUGACCACUCUCUUGGAUGCAAAGCGCGAGAAAACCAAGGCGAUCCAGUUGAUUGAAGCAGCUAGGCUGAUCGAAAGCCAGCUUCAGCCUGACAUGAGUGUUCUGGAUUUGAAGUUGUAUGCCCAAAAAACAAAAGAAAUCGAUGACGGCAGCACUUUGGCCUCUGAGGUGGUCCAAAUCCUUAAUCUCGCCCUCCAGCAGAUUGUCGACCAAAAGAGAGCACUCUUGGAAGUGAAACUAACUGAACUCAACGAGAAAAGUGGGUGGUAUAGCAACCAACCAGCCAAAAGCCCUGAAACCUUCUUCGAUCUUCCUGAAUGCAUAGGAGAAUUGAUUGAGCUACAGGCCAUUAUGAAUUUUCCCGUGUAUCCUGACUCUUGGUGGGCAGUAGAUGUAAUGUUGAAGCCUGUGGUUACCAGAUUCAACUUUCACUACAACAAUAAUAAAGAGACGAACAAUAUAUCUAAACCUGAGUGGGCACUUGCUUUCGUGAGCCUGUUUUUGGACAACAAGGCUGGAGUAUUAGACUCGCAUUUUGGAGAAGUGUUCAACAGAAUCAACAAGUUCGUCUUGUUUGAGGUCAUCACCGGGAUAUUGAAGCCGUUGAGAUUGAAAAUAGUAAGCAUGGAAAAGUCAUUACAUAAGAUUGCCUCCUCUGAUACGGCCUCUUCGGAUGACUACGAAAGAUGUGGCAGAUUGUUGACCCAUUUGAUUUAUGAAGUCGCUGCAUUUGACCAGAAAAUCAGAAAUCAAUUUCAUUACAAUCCAUACACAGAGGAUGUGAACCAAGCACCUAAGAAAAAAUGGGCUGGCCUUGCUGGUGAUAUCUUCCACAACCAAGAUGCUGACAGUUCUUCCGUCAAAACCUGGCUCAAUUUUGAGAAUCAAUUGGCAAACAAAACGUUCCAAAGUGAAAUAAUAAAUUCGAAACAAGCUCUCAGCAUAGAUUAUGACUACAGGGGCGCCAACGAUGAGGAAAACCUGGAAACUACUCUCAAACCAACCUAUUCUGCAUAUGCCUUGGUGAAGUUAAUGGAUACGCUCACUAGCCAUUUCCAAACCUUGGGAAUCGUCAAGUAUCAAUUGAAGUUUGUGUCAGGUGUACAAUUGACCAUGAUAGAUAAGUAUUGUGAACAUCUUGGUGGUUUGUUCAAGACCUUGUCGGAGACCUACAGUCAAAGUAAGAUGAUGGGCUUGAUUCCAGGUGGCUUGUCUUCCGAUAAUAAAGCUCCUACCGAGAACAAUACAGUUGUUGGAUUGAAAUCAUUGCAAGGGUUUACUGAAAUAUAUUGCCUGGCGAAGUUUAUUCUGAACGCAUUAGAAAAAUGGAGUCUUGACCUUAUAUUUGUUCAGUUAUGGAAUGCAUUCAAAUCCGCCAGCUCCAAGUCUCAAAAGGAAGAUCUGUCUAUUUUCGACAGCGCCUUGAAACAGUACGACCAAUUGACCACCAAGGUAUUGAAGAAGAUCGAGGAGUUCUUCAAGAAGGAAAUUAGGGCUUCAUUGAAGAUCUACGUGAAUUCCAGCAGGUGGGAUAUUCCUGAGACAGAUGACGCCGAAGCUUCUAAUGACUUGGGGCCUUUAGUGACUGUCGUUCCUAAGUACUUGAAAUUCUUGGAGAAAAGCGUGUCUCAAUAUGAUUACCACUUGAUAUCGGACCAGGUUGUCUCGCUUAUCUCGAACAUAUUGUAUGAGUAUAUCAUCACCAAUCACCAAUUCACCAAGGCAGGAAUCUCGCAGUUUGCUGUUGACGUAGACUACAUUGUUUCUCAGCUCCACAGUGUCUUAUACCUUGACCAGCACAGAGGGUAUAGCAAUGACGAAAACCCUGACUUUUUGAGGUUGAAGCAAUCCAUUCAAUUUCUUACUGAUAUUGAUGCGCAAUCGGCUGAGAUCUACAAAAAGAGCUACGAUUUCGGCGCCUUGCGGAAGAAACAUGGAACGUCCUUGUCUGCAUUGAGCAAUUCAGAUAUCAGUGACUUGUUGUUGAGAAUUUUGUGA